Molecule: messenger RNA, 660 nt
Organism: Rangifer tarandus platyrhynchus (Svalbard reindeer)
Lineage: Eukaryota; Metazoa; Chordata; Mammalia; Artiodactyla; Cervidae
Source: the annotation of a GenBank genome assembly
AUGCAAGGAGGAGCCAGGAGCUGGGUCUUCCCAGACCAAAGUGGGGCGGAGGUCCGGGUCUGCCCUGUGAGUGGGGGCAUGCGAGAUGGGCAUGGCCGCGCAGCUCUGAGGACCAUCUCAGGAUGGGGCGGUGAUAGUGCCCUCCCGCAGCGGCCCCUGAGAGAGGGGAGCUGUGGACCAGCCUCUUCUAAGGAUGCUCUUUCUCUCAGUGUCUCCCACCUGGAUGUGGCCUUCCUGCCCCUUCGGUCUAAACCCUCUAACCUCCUGCUAGCCCCACCGUUUCCCAGCUUCAGCCCAGGAUCCCAGCUUUUCCCCUCAGUCAGUCUGCCCUCGCGGGCUGUGGAGCCCCGGGCGGCGCACCUGAGCCUCUGCACGUGUUUCCUCGCCCAUGACCGGGUGGGUAGCAGCACCCCCCACGUGGAAGUGGUGACGACUGAAGAGUCACGGGCACAAGGCCCGGAGGGCACUGCCCGGCCCUUGGCGGGACUUGCGACGUUAACGGCUGUGUCAGCUGCCGCUCGCCAAACAGAGAUCUGGACCGGGGUCCUGCUCCUGUGCGAGCAGCAGGAGGCCCUCCUGGGCCUCGGCGUCCCCGACGUUCGGAGGCCAACAGCACCCCACCUCCCAGUCACCGCACUGCGUCACCUGGCUCCCACGUGA